Porites lobata is the source of this 5246-nucleotide messenger RNA. NCBI's taxonomy places the organism in Eukaryota, Metazoa, Cnidaria, Anthozoa, Scleractinia, Poritidae. The record is from the annotation of a GenBank genome assembly.
UAUGGAAACAAUAAAAUCAAAUACACUCAUGAUGGAAGGACUUGGCAAACAAUUACUUUUACAGAUGGAAUGUAUUCCUACUCAGAUAUUAAUGAUUACAUUCAUCAAUAUAUGUCUCAAAAGUCUCAUCACUCAACAGAUUCGGGUGGAAAGAAAACUUAUUCAAUCAAUCUAACUUUUAUACUAUCUACCUAUCGAGUUCUCAUAUCACUUGAUGGUGAUUAUCAACUUGAUCUAAGAGGAACAGAAUUUGGAGACCUGAUUGGAUUUGCAAAGAAACUUAUUACAAAAACAGAGUAUGGAUCAAAACUACCAAAUAUAACAAAUUCAAUAGAUGUAUUAAAUAUCAACACAACCGCAAUAACUGAUAGCAUUGUAAAUGGAAUAAAUACAAAUACUAUUGCUGUGAUACCAACUGAUAAUCUUACAAGGUCUUUUCCAUUUUCAUUUGAACCUAAAAGACCAUUGUAUUGUCCUGUCUCUACAUUUCACAUUGAUGAAAUGAGAGUCUAUGUGACAGACUCACUUGGAAGACCAGUAAAUUUUAAUGGUAUUGAUUGGUUUAUGACUUUAAUACUUCACUCAAUGUAAUACUUCGUAGUUAUAUAACUAUUAAAAUAAAAUGAUGCGAAAAUCAGAGUUUAAAAUGAAACUUGACCCAGAAUUGGGGAGAUAUACAAGACAACAUAUUUAUGGUGAAGGAAUGAUGGAUGUGUUUAAAUCAGUUGGUACAAAAUUAUUUGGAAAAACAGUCAAAUCAGCUGCUAAAAAAGCUGCUAAAAAAGCAGCGACAGCAGCUGCAACAAAAACUGGUGAACAUGUUGGUAAAAAGGCUGGUGAUAAGAUAGUGCAAAUGUUAUCAAAAGGCACUCCCUCCCGAAAACCCCCUUCUAAAAAAGUAGUUACUUUUAAUAAAAAUGUCGAAACAAUAACUCAACAAGAGAUAGAUCAAAUGUUGAAUAACCUUAUUAGUGGUGGUUCAACACGUAAGAGAAAAAUUAUAUAAUUAUUAAAAUAAAAUGAAGUCAUUUAGAAAUCGAAAAUAUUUAGAUAGAUAUGAAGAUGUUGUAUUUGACCUGGAACAGACUUUAGAUGCUGCUCCAGCAAAUAACGCUCACCAAACUAAAACAGGUCUUAGAUUUGUUGCUGAUAAUACAGGAGAAACUACUCCUUUUGAUUGGUAUAACGCACGAUUAUCAAUGGAUUUUGAAGUAAAUAAGCUGGCAGAUGGAGGAAAUAUUGCAGUUGCUGACCAUAACGGAAUUGUAAAUGGUAGUAACUCAUUUAUAGAAAAAUUAAGUAUCCUAGCAAAUGGCCGAGAAGUUUAUAGUUGUAACUACGCAAAUCAUGUUGUAAAUAUUAAAAAUUUACUUGAGUAUAAUCCUUCAUAUGCACAGAGUGUUGCUACAAACGAAUUUUAUUUUCUUGAUACUUCAAGAGCUGCAGAGGAAAGGCCUGCUCAAGGAACUUAUCAUAAAGGUUUUCAUCAAAGGAAAUUACUAUUAGGUGCAUCAGCCACAGUAAACUGUGAAAUUCCUCUUAAUAGAUAUUCUUUCUUUGAAGCAUUGGAAGACAAAUUACUUCCUAAUACAAAAAUCGAACUAAAUAUCGAGAUUGAAAAAGAUGUAAAUUUAAUUUUUAAAGCUGCUGAUGAUUGUAGAGUUAUUAUAACAAGACUACAACUUUUUAUUCCAAAACUUACGUUUAAUUCAGAAGGACAAAAGCUGUAUAUGGAAAAUUAUCUUAAACCUUACAAAUGGGUAUAUUUAAAUGAAGUAGUUGAAAGGUCAAAUAAUUCACAGCAACAGACAGGACAUUUUAGAAUUACAAAUGCUAUUUCAAAGCCAAGGCAUGUAUUUGUUUUUGGAAUUGAUACAGCAAGAAUUGAUUCACAAACAGCCAAUCCAUUUUUAUACGAUACCUUUGAUUUACCAAAUAAUGCUAAUAUAUCAAGAUGUUAUUUAGAAGUUGCAAAUGGAAACGAAUAUCCAGAUAUUCACUUAAAAUCAUCUACUGAUAUGGCAAGAGUUUUUAGAAAUGUAAUGUCAUACGUCUAUGCAAAUAAUGAUUAUCAAGGUGGAACAUUACUUAAUAUAUCUAAUUUCAAAACUUUAUUUCCUUUUGUUCAUUUUGACCUGACAAAACAAAAAAUGGAUAUCAAAGAUGGUGUAACAAAACUAGCAUUUCAUUACGAAUUAACAGCUAAUCCAAACGCUGAUUAUAUUAUUUACGCAUUAGUCUUACAUGAAAGAAUAGCAGAAAUAUCACAACAAGAUGGAAAACUAUUGCUUAGGGCUUAGAUUUAAUAUAAUUCUAUAAAUAAAUGACAACUUAUAUUGAAUACGGUGUAAAACUUACAGAUGGUCAAAAGUCAAAAUUGGCUUCUGCAAUAUUAAAUAAAUCACCACUAACUCUUCGGUUAAAACAUUCUCAUCUUCGAGGUUCUGAUGAGUUAAUGUUAACAAAAAGACAAAUUUCUAAAAUAAAAAAAUCUAUUGCAAAUGGCACAGGAUCAGAUAUAAAGAUAAGUAAGAAACAAAUUAGACGUUCUGUAAAACAUGGUGGAAACUUAUUUUCAUCACUCGCAUCUCUUGGAGCGCGAGUACUACCUUACGCAAUAAAAGGAAUUUCAAAAGCUGUUCCUGCAUUAGCAACUGGUGCUGCUACUGCACUUGGAGAACUUGGAAUAAAUAAAAUAUUUGGAAAAGGAAUUACAAAUCCAAAAAAGUUUAUACCAUUGAUACCCGCUAUUAGAGGAGAAUUAACUAAAUCACAAAUAAAUUUGUUAAAUAAAGCUUAUCAAUCUGGUGAACGACUGGUUAUUAAACCAACUCGUAAACAGAUAGAAGGAGGAUUUCUUGGUACUCUUGCUUCUAUUGGAAUUCCAAUGGCAAUUAGUCUGGUAUCUAAGAUGUUUGGUGGGGGACUACAAGUUGAUAGACGUGGAUCAUCUAAUACAGCAAAUGUUUACGUUCCACAUCCUCCUCCUCCAUCCACACAUGGUGAAGGUUAUCCUUAUCGCUCACCACCCUUUAUUGGUACAUGGGAAAACCCAAUAGGAAUGGGAGUUAAAAAAAAAAAAAGCCGGCAGGCCGUCCAAGUCCAAAGGAAAAGGUCUUCUUCUAGGAAAAAACAGCCCAUUCAACUCAAUCCCCAUUCUAGGAACCAUUUUGUAAUUAAACCUCUAUCCAACUUUGACCUUAUGGAUUGGAUAAAAAGACUUGGUAUUAAACAUUUCAGAGGAAUAUACAGUCGUAAUGGACUACCAAAAAAGAUUAGAAAAGAAUGUGGAAUAAUAAAUCUAGAUGACAUGACAGGCCCUGGAACACAUUGGGUCUGUUAUAGAAAUUUAGAUAAUGUAGUUGAGUACUUUGAUCCAUUUGGACUGAUAAUGCCAAAUGAAGCAUUAGAGUAUUUUAAUACUUCUGGAAAACGUAUAGUGUACUCAAUGGAUGAAAUACAAAAUCGCAAUACUGUUCUCUGUGGUUAUUGGUGUUUAUACUAUUUAUUUGAGCGUCAACGUGGUAAUAGUAUUCUAGAUGUAAUACAUAACCCACAUUUUGAUAAUGACAACAGUGAUUUUAUAAAAGCAUACUUUGGAGGAUAAAAAUAAUAUUUAAUAAAUAUUAUUUUUUUAAUCUUCAUCCGGCGCAUUUUUUAGUAAUUUAAUUCUCUCAACUUUUGUAUUUAGAUCUUUAACACUUUCAACUAUAUCAACAAAUUUUGAGUAAAUGUCAAUAAGACGAUAAAGUUUCUUCUUUUUAUCAUUAUUUAUUUGCAACCAAGAAUACUCCUCAUUUCUUAUUUUUUUCCACAUCUCACAUUCACCAGCCAUUAACACUCUAGAAAGAUCUUCGUUUUUCUUUCUAAGAGACUCCAACUCAUUAUAUAUUUUUGUUCGCACUUCCUUUUCAAAAUCCUUGAUUGUUUUAACAUCCAUUUUUUUCUCUAUCUCAGAAAAGAAUUUAGCCUCCAUUUACUAUAUAAACAGAUAAUUACCUUUUAUAAUAUUAUUAAGUAUAAUUGUUUUCUCUUUUAAUUCCAUAAUCAACUCAAAUAUUUUUAAAAAUGGAGUAUCAUUUUCCAUUCUAUAAAAUGUAGUAUUUUCAUAACUCAUUUUUAAAUUAUUAUAUAUAUUGUCAAGUUCACUUUUAACAAAAAUAGAUCUAGUAGACAUAUUUUAUCUAAACAUUAUAUUAAAUGAAAGAAUCAUAUUGCAUUGUAGAUAAAAAAGUAACUCCUUGCACAGAGCCAAGUGGUUACCAAACUGAUAAAAGAGGUAGAACUCAAUUCUUUUGUAGAUGUGCAGUUUGUGGAAAUAAAAAAGUUAGAUAUGUGAAAACUGGAACAGCUUCUCAAACUGGAAGUGGUAAAAAGAGAAAAACAAAAAAGAAGUAAAAAAACUAAUAAGCCCGUCAGGGAUGGCGGGCAAAGGUAUUGGUGAUGCUGUUGGCCCAAUCAAAACAGGAAUAAAUGUGGGUCAAACAAUUUCAGAAACCUUGUUUCCUCAAACAAAGCAAGUAUUUAAGGAUUAUUGGUCUGGUGAUAUUGCCAAAGGUGCUGUUAAUUCAGAAGAUGGUAUAUUUACUUCCAAUUUCUGGACGGGUAAAACAACUGUGUUUCGUUAUGAUGGUAAAAAAUUUUAUUUAAAAGAAGGUGAACCCAUAAUGGUUGUCAAGAAAAAUGGAAAACAAAUCGGUUAUGCUCAUGUAAGAGAUUUUUUUAGUGGUGGAUUAGGAACCAACAAAAUAUACAAAUCUGUAGCGGAAGUUAAAAAGAAAUAUGGUGGUGCUCUUGCCAGAAGAAAACCUACAUUAACAGAUAAAAUAGCAGAAGGAGCAGCAAUGUUUGUAAAUCCAACUGCAAGUUGGCCAGCAGCUUUUAUGAAACUUGGUAGCCAAGGUUUAAAAGGUGUGACUGACAACAUUCGUCACUAUAGAGGUGGUGCUGUAGAUAUCCAUAAACAGAUUGGUAAAUUGCCAAAACCAAAAGGAGGAUGGACCUUGCCAGGACAUAAAUAUACCGGUCCUUAUAAUGAUCUUGAAAACCAAGUAAGAUAUGAUCCGGAAACUGGUGAAAUAUUAGAAAUUUACGAUCAACCAACUGGACCAACUGAUGCUGUGGCUAUGCAGCAUGAUGUUGAUUAUAGUGUUUGUGGUGAUGACCGAAAGUGUAAAAAUAAAGCUGAUAGAGAGAUGGUAAAAUCAUUGGAUGCAAUUUCUUGGAAAGAAAGACAAUGGGGGCAU